Messenger RNA from Sardina pilchardus (European sardine), 1689 nucleotides. RefSeq lists its product as uncharacterized. Lineage: Eukaryota; Metazoa; Chordata; Actinopteri; Clupeiformes; Clupeidae. The coding region runs from base 35 to 862 and encodes 275 amino acids. The record is from RefSeq and is a predicted model, not a curated record. The transcript is spliced from 2 exons.
UAGGCUACUACUGUUAUUGGAGAAUGAGUUGACGAUGGUCAAGACGAAGACGAAGAGGAGGACUAAGUCCCUUGUAUGGACCGAUGAUGAAGUCCAAUUGUUACUCAACAUAACACUGGACUACAAGUUGAGCAGGGAAGCAGAAAAUGUCAAUUGGGAGUCGUCCCAUCGCAAGUACUGGGAUAUUUUGCAAAGGUUCCUUGAUAACUAUCCUUCACCUGACGCUGCGUCUGCAACGGGAAAAUAUUUCCCGCACAAAAAGAAGGACAUUACAAAAGGUCAGUUGAUGACCAAACUGAAGGUCAUACGUGGUAAGUACAGGCAAGCCGCUGAUGCCGGUCAGAAGAAUCGCCAUGGGCGAGUGGUGCUUCUGUUUUACGAGCAGUGUCAAGCAAUUUGGGGAGGUUCACCAUCACCGGACGUGCACCCCAUCUCUGGCGGGAUGGAGACGUGCGACGUGAGCCCUGAAACUCCCACCGCCAGCGAGGAGUCCUUGACCACCGAGGAGAUCAGCGCGCCUGGCCGUCAGCAACUCGACGCUUCUUUGCCGAACCACUGGAGGAGUAAAGUGAAGUGGCUGCGCUCGGACGUGGCGAAGGAGGACCUGGAGAUCAAGAGACGGCUCCUCCGUCAGCUGGAGAUGACGGACAGCGCGUUCAUCAACACCGUAGGCCGUUUAACGUCCUCCGUGGACCGCAUGAACUCCAACAUCGAGCUGCUGGUCCAGCACCUGAUGGGCACGAGUAGCAGGGAAAGCCGCAUGCCUCCUCCACCAUCGCCCCAGCCACAGCCUUUUGGUAGCACGAGGGGCCCUGAAGAGUUCUCCCCCGUGACAGGUCUGUUUAAAGUGGAGCUCUCCUGAUGUCAGGUUGCCUAAUGAUCAUGUUUCAUAAGGAAGGGCAAGUUGGCCCGAAACGUUGAACGUUGGUGAUGAAAACAUUGAUUCCAUUGGAACUCUGCUCUAGUGUGCGGACUUUUUUUUAAUUCAUGCUCAGGUUGCCUAAUAACCCAUGAGCUCUCCUGCCCUCGAUAUAUAAUAGCCCACAAUCCACCAGCACCCAGGCACACAGCUUGGAAUUCUGAGCAUGAUCCUUGAUUCCCUUUUUUCACUCGCUUGUCUUCUCUCUCCUCCUCUCUCUCUAUCUCUAACUCCUCCGUCUCUUUCCUGUCUAUGUGAGUCUUCAUCUCCUCCCUUGUCCAGCCCUCCACUAUUGUCAGCUGUCAGCCUCAAAUCAAGUCUUCUGUCUAGCUCCUUCCCUCUACAAACUACCACGAUAUUCUCUCUCUCUCUCUCUCUUGUUGCUGCUCUGCCCUUCUAGCCAUUAUUUUUGUGUUGAGAGAGAGCGAGAGAGAGAGAGAAAAGGGAAAGAUGUCAGCCUGCCCUGGAGGGUUUGAGACUGUGAUAUCUGAUGAAUAAUGGACACACUGGCCCCCUUGACAGACCAAAUCUGUUCCGCGGAAUGAAGCUCCACACAACAGAUGCAUGCUCACUACUCCCAGGAAAGAAGAAGAAAGGAUGGAGGAGAAGAUACCAUUUUUUUUCUUCUCAACAUUGCAUUUGUUCAUUUUGCAGAUAUGAACAGGUACAUUUAUCAUGAGGAUUUAGUAGGUGUGUUGUGCGGUAUGGGCUUGAGUAAAGCCUCUGUGGUCCACAGUAUGUGAAGACGCAUUACAUUUAGCAACAAUGGA